Capra hircus (goat) is the source of this 716-nucleotide messenger RNA. It is a transcript of the gene TMEM147, whose product is annotated as transmembrane protein 147. The record is from RefSeq and is marked provisional. Lineage: Eukaryota; Metazoa; Chordata; Mammalia; Artiodactyla; Bovidae.
AUGACGCUCUUCCACUUCGGGAACUGCUUCGCCCUGGCCUACUUCCCCUACUUCAUCACCUACAAGUGCAGCGGCCUGUCGGAGUACAACGCCUUCUGGAAGUGCGUCCAGGCCGGGGUCACCUACCUGUUCGUGCAGCUGUGCAAGAUGCUGUUCUUGGCCACUUUCUUUCCCACCUGGGAAGGCGGCAUCUAUGACUUCAUUGGGGAGUUCAUGAAGGCCAGCGUGGACGUGGCAGACCUGAUAGGCCUAAACCUUGUCAUGUCCCGGAAUGCCGGCAAGGGGGAAUACAAGAUCAUGGUUGCUGCCCUGGGCUGGGCCACCGCCGAGCUCAUUAUGUCCCGCUGCAUCCCCCUCUGGGUUGGAGCUCGGGGCAUUGAGUUUGACUGGAAAUACAUCCAGAUGAGCAUCGACUCCAACAUCAGCCUGGUCCAUUACAUCGUCGCCUCUGCCCAGGUGUGGAUGAUAACUCGCUACGACCUGUACCACACUUACCGGCCAGCAGUCCUCCUCCUGAUGUUCCUUAGCGUCUACAAGGCCUUUGUCAUGGAGACCUUCGUCCACCUCUGUUCCCUGGGCAGCUGGACGGCACUGCUGGCCCGAGCGCUGGUGACGGGGCUGCUGGCCCUCAGCACCUUGGCCUUGUAUGUCGCCGUUGUCAACGUGCACUCCUAGGCUUGGCAUCCCAGACUCUCACAUACCUUCUCCCCAUCCCC